AUAUUAAUCUAAAAGUGAUGGUGUUCAUUUUCCUGCUGUGUGUGACUGGCAUCGGUGUGUUUUGGAGAGAAGACAUCUCACUAUACUUCCCGCCUCAGGAUGAAAGACCCUGUGCUUGUGACCAAUGUUUAUCUGAAGAUGGUCUGUUGUCAAAAAAUUUCAGCAACUUUGCUGAACCACUUUUGUCAGUAAACUACAAUCUCUCAAGUGCUGAUUUCAACUGGUGGAGUCACAUACCGGGGGGAAAGGGGAGCUACAGUUCCUACAAAACAACAGUUGACAGGAUAUUCCAGAUGUUACCAGCCAGUGCUGAUGUUGAACCACCCAGCCCUGACCGCUGCAGGACUUGUGCUGUGGUGGGGAAUUCUGGUAAUUUGAAGAAUUCACAUUAUGGACCUCUCAUAGAUUUCCAGGACAUCGUCAUGAGAAUGAACAGAGGUCGCACCAAAGGCUAUGAAGCAGAUGUUGGGACCAGAACAACUCAUCAUGUCAUGUAUCCAGAGAGUGCUGUGGAUUUAGAUAACACCACUCGUCUUGUGCUGUUUCCAUUUAAGAUACGGGAUCUUGAGUGGAUUACGAAGGCCUUCAGCACAGGAUUUUCUAGAAAGCUAAUUCUAAAAUCAAACAUCAGGGCCAACAAGGAUUUGGUGAUGGUCCUUAACCCAGCCUUCAUGAGGUAUGUUCAUCACGUGUGGCUAAGAAAGAAGGGCAGCUAUCCAUCCACUGGCUUCAUGGCUUUGGUUCUUGCCCUGCAUAUUUGUGACGAGGUCCAUGUGUUUGGUUUUGGAGCAGACAGUGAUGGAAACUGGAGUCAUUACUGGGAAGAACUGAAAAACAAAAAGUUAAAAACUGGACAACAUCCUGGAGGUGAGGAGUAUGGAGUCCUCCAGAAGCUAGCUCAGCAUCAAAUAGUCAAGUUUUAUAUGGGUAGAGAUUCAUCUCUCAGCAUUUAACGUAUUGAAGCCUUGAUAGUGAAUCAUUUACAAAGCAAAACAUGACUAAGAAGCCUCGGACUUAAAAAACUGGAUGUGACUGAUACUAGUGUUGCCGUUUAAUCUACCCAAACCGGUUCAGUAAAAUCAACCACAAUCGCUUUCAAUCUGUUCAAUGCUGCUGUCUGUGUAUUGUUCUCUGUUCUUUUCAUUAUUUAUUGUGAUUUUGGGAUGUUGAUGGACUCUGUUACAAUGCAAAACAAAAAAGGAAGUAGUAAGUUUAGGGGGAAAAAAUGGGAAAUUUGAACAAG
This is a messenger RNA of Anoplopoma fimbria (sablefish), 1243 nucleotides long. Its product is annotated as CMP-N-acetylneuraminate-beta-galactosamide-alpha-2,3-sialyltransferase 1-like. Gene Ontology annotation, molecular function: beta-galactoside (CMP) alpha-2,3-sialyltransferase activity. Bases 18 to 953 code for a protein of 311 amino acids. Lineage: Eukaryota; Metazoa; Chordata; Actinopteri; Perciformes; Anoplopomatidae. The transcript is spliced from 6 exons. The record is from RefSeq and is a predicted model, not a curated record.